Molecule: messenger RNA, 9101 nt
Organism: Platichthys flesus (European flounder)
Lineage: Eukaryota; Metazoa; Chordata; Actinopteri; Pleuronectiformes; Pleuronectidae
Gene: pclob
Product: piccolo presynaptic cytomatrix protein b
Exons: 23
Coding region: 1-6093 (2030 amino acids)
Biological process (GO): presynaptic active zone assembly; protein localization to synapse
Cellular component (GO): axon; membrane; cytoskeleton of presynaptic active zone
Molecular function (GO): protein binding; structural constituent of presynaptic active zone
Source: RefSeq, a predicted model, not a curated record
AUGUCUGAGACCAACCUGACAGAAGCAAGACUCUUCUCCCAUGAUUCCAAGAACGACUAUGACUAUCUCAGUGGACCUUCAGAUGGUGCUAUAGACCUCACUGCAGCUACACUUUCUCCUGGUAAAGCUCUAGACUUCACUCACAAAACUACUGGAGUCUACCCUGGGAUGACUUCUGAUCCAUACUCCCAGAUCCCUGCAGCUGCUUUCGGUGUUAAAAGUGCUCUAAGAACCUCAGCUGGAAUCGUUUACUCCUCAGUCUCUGCCCCAGUUCCAUCCACGUAUGCAAUUACAACUCAACCAGGCUCUGUGUUAAGCACCACCUUUACACCUACAUCAACAGUCCAAAACCAGUCUGUGCCAUAUCCAUAUGGCUUAAUUCCUACUACAGACCCGGGACAGAUCAUUCCUUUUGACACAGGCCUUCCUAAGGAGCUUCUACCCACAGCUUUAGCUGACAUUAUAACAGGCUAUCCAGAAAUGUACUCUGACACCACUCUGGAAGCAAUUGCUGCCUCUUUGGAUGCCUUGGCUUCUUCCCCAAUAUUCCCUGGCUUAGACAACACUAAGAUGGUCCAGUAUCAGAUGGAGAGGGAGUUUCUAGAGCUAGAGAAACUUAAGCAACUUUGUCUUGCUGAGGAGCUAGAGUGGGAGAGGCAGGAGAUCCAGCGUUACCGUGAGCAGGAACAGCUUAUGGUCCAAAGGGAGCUUGAGGAACUUCAGGCUCUGAAACAGCAGCUUCUCCUGCAGCAGGAAGAAGAGCACCAUGCUCACAUGGUGGCCCAGCAGGAGACAUAUGUCCAACAAACAGAGCAGCUGCAGCAAAUCCAACAACUCCAAAUUCAACUCCAACGCCAGCUAGAUGAGCACUACAGUAGCACUGGUACCACAGGAAACCUCCUUGAUGCUAAAUAUGCAGGAGUAGGGGACGGUGGUCAGUACUGGCCUGUCAAAGAUGAGUCGACAUCUCCAUUAAUUACAGCACAGUUAGAGGAAAGCCAGGAACAUAGUAGUAUAGGACAUAAGCUGCAAGCUGACCAUGACACAGGGAAAAAAAUUAUUGAUAGUGGAGUGCAGACAGAUGACGAAGACUCAGCAGAAAAGCAGCCUGUGGGAAGGAGAAAAAAGAAUAAGAGAAAUGUUGACAGCUCAGCUCAGACUGAUGAUGAAGACCAAGAUGAAUGGGAGGCCCCCACAAAAGCUCGACGGCGCUCUCGAAAACAUAGCAGUGAAGGGAAACAUGGCUCUAAGGUCGCUAGCAUUGCUAUCCAGACAGUGGCGGAGAUGUCUGUCCAGACUGACCACUCUGGAUCAAUCAAACGACCCACUGUGAAGAUGGACACUAAGGUGGAAAUUAUUAAGCACAUCUCAGCUCCCGAAAACUCUCAGAGAGGUGGCAGUCUUAGCUGUCAGACAGACUCAGAUAGAAGGCACACACCUAUUGAGGUGGGAUACAGCACACACCUAACAGCGGAUGUUCCCACCAAGACUAAAAUCUUCUAUACUGCAGUCUCCCCGUUGUCCCCAGAAAAGUCACUUGGAGGGCAGAGAAUGCUAACUGCUGACCCAACCAGGUUUUCCUCUGGCCCUCGAAUAUCAAAGACUGGUCAAAAGUCUCUAUCUGAUCCUAUAUCCCUGAGUCCUACCAGGGAGGACGGGAUGAGUGGAUACAAUGCAGACAGCUAUACUGGACGAGGCUCUCCCUCUGGCACAGGAAAGAAAGUAAAACGGACACUGCCAGACCCCCCUCCUGAGGAUGAAUCCAUGACAGGAAGGUCAGGCUACAGCAGCAACUCUGCACGUCGUCGUCUGGCCCGCAGCACAACAAUGGCUCGGGCAAAGAUCCUGCAGGACAUUGACAAGGAGCUCAAUCUGGUGGAAAGAGAAUCCUCUAAACUACGCAAAAAACAGGCGGAGCUAGAUGAAGAGGAAAAAGAAAUUGAUGCCAAGCUUCGGUACCUGGAGAUGGGUAUCAACAGACGUAAGGAUGCCUUGCUGAAGGAGAGAGAGAAGAGAGAGAGGGCCUAUCUCCAGGGGGUGGCAGAGGAAAGAGAUUACAUGUCAGACAGUGAGGUUAUCAACCUCAGAGAGAGUAGGGGUGAUGGCCAGGAGAGACCACGGACUGCACCCCAAUCUGAGUUUGACCAAUUCAUCCCCCCACAGACAGAAGCUGAUUCCCAGUACAACACACUAACCAGUCCCUACUCCCACUAUGCCCAGUAUGUUCCCCAGACCCAAACCACCAGUCCCUAUACCCAACCGAACCUCUAUCAGCAGCAGUCCCUCUACCACCAACAGGUGUCUCCUUACUCAACUCUAACCCUCUCCCAUGCCCAGGCUCAGUCAAAUAGUUACCAACAUGCUCUGCUCUUGCAGCAGGCAAAGCAGCGACAAACCACUUCAGAUUUAGAGCCUAAGAUCAAUACUAACUACGAAGUAAUUCGCAGCCAACCUAUGCUCAUUGUACCAACCUCCACAGAAAGUGGCUAUGGAGUUGCUCACCUGGGGGGCAAGUAUGGCAACUUGGACUUGAGGCUAGGGAUAGAGGAGAGGAGCAUGGCCUCUAGUCCCAUGUCUAGUAUUUCUGCUGAUUCUUUCUAUGCUGAUAUUGACCACCACAAUGCCAGGAACUAUGUUUUGAUAGAUGACAUAGGGGAGCUCACCAAGUCUUCAACCGGGCUGAGCAGCACUGGAAUGGGUUCGGGAUUCAACCUGCCUGAUAAGGAGAUGUCCAAGGCAGACAGACUACUAAGAGCAGCAGAAGUCAGACGAACAGCAGAGGUGGCAGAGUUUUUAGGCUCAUCUCGUCUUCAAGGUUAUGGUAAAGGAGAAGAUGACACUAUGGAAGAGCCUUAUGAACUUAAACUACUGAAGCAGCAAAUCAAGCAAGAGUUCCGGCGAGGAACUGAGGGGCUAGAACAUUUAACAGGUUUGGGACCACCCCAGUAUCUCCCCAGUGACAGCAGUUUCCGCAGCUUUCCUAAAGGAGAGAAAUAUAGCAUUGGUAGACUCACCCUUGAAAAACAGGCUGCAAAGCAACUACCAGCAGCAGUGCUUUACCAAAAACAGAUGAAGAGCAAAAAGGCCCAAAUAGACCCUAAAGCCAUCACAAAAUUCUCCCCAAUUCAGGAGAGUAGGGACCUGGAGCCUGACUACGGCAGCUACAUGGGGUCUGGAGCCUCCUCUGUUAGCAAUCUGGCAGCUAGGGCUAGGUUGCUUCAGGAUGAGAUUACAUUUGGGCUAAGAAAGAACUUGUCUGAGCAGCAAAAAUACUUGGGCUCCUCUCUCGGGGCCAACCUAGCUGGUUCUCUUAAUCUUGGGCAGUCCCUUGGAUUGGGAUCUACUAUCAGAGCCACUGUCCAGGAUGAUGGCACCUACCCAAGUGGCAGUCGUUCCCGACCUUCAUCCCGCCCCUCCUCUCGGCCCUCUUCUGUCUAUGGCUUGGAUCUAUCUAUUAAACGGGACCUAUCCAGUUCCUCACUUAGACUUAAAACAGAGGGGGAGGUCUUGGAUGCAGCAUUUGCCCCUGGGGUGGCCAGAGUAAAGCCAACUAGUUUACCUAUCAGCCAAAGCCGGGGCCGCAUCCCCAUUGUGGCUCAGAACUCUGAGGAAGAGAGCCCUCUGAGCCCAGUGGGGCAGCCUAUGGGCAUGGCUAGAGCCUCAGCCGGACCUCUCCCUCCCAUCUCUGCUGACUCCAGGGACCAAUUUGGUUCUAGCCAUUCCCUGCCAGAGGUACAGCAACAUAUGAGGGAGGAAUCUCGAACGCGUGGCUAUGAUCGAGACAUUGCAUUCAUCAUGGAUGACUUGCAAGGUGCCAUGUCUGACAGCGAAGCCUACCACCUGAGGAGAGAAGACACAGACUGGUUUGACAAGCCGACAGAAGGGCAUCAGCCAAGUGGAAGCAUGUCAGACAGAAGACAGAUGAAACUGGUCCCUUUUGCCUACCCUCACACUUGCGUCACGCUUAAGAGAGACCUGCGGGACACCAGUGUUUCAGGGAAUGGACUCGGAAUUCGUGUCGUGGGUGGAAAGGACAUUCCGGGGGGCAGAGGAGAGAUCGGAGCCUACGUUGCCAAGGUCAUCCCUGGGGGUGUGGCAGAACAGACAGGAAAGGUUGUAGAAGGAAUGCAGGUGCUGGAGUGGAACGGAGUCCCUCUGAUGGGGAAGACUUACGAAGAAGUGCAGUGCAUCAUGGGCCAGCCAUGUGCAGAGGCGGAGCUCUGCGUGAGACUCGACCUUAAUAUGCUGUCUGACCCUGAGCACCCACAAGCCCUGGAGCACCAUGUCCAGCUUAAGGCUGGUGGGCAGCGCUCCCCUGGGGUGGAUCCUAAGCAGUUGGCCGCAGAGCUGCAAAAGGUGUCGCAGCAGCAGGGUCCGGGUUUGGCAGGAACAGGGGUUUUGACCGGGAGCUUAGGGGUCCUCUCUGCACUGGAGCGCUCCGCCCUCCUCCACUCGGGGACUGGAUCGGCGGCCUCCAGUGGAGUGCCAAGCCCUGGCCAGCCCGCGUCCCCUGCCAUAAACAAAAAACAGCGACACAAGCCAGCUGAGGUGAUGACGAUGCCUCACCCCAUCACAGGAGAAAUUCAGCUCCAGAUAAACUAUGACAGGAACCUAGGAAACCUGAUCGUACACGUCCUGCAGGCUAGAAACUUAGCCCCGAGAGACAACGACGGCUACUCCGACCCUUUCGUCAAGGUCUACCUCUUACCAGGACGAGGCCAAGUCAUGGUUGUCCAGAAUGCAAGUGCUGAUAACAAGAGAAGGACCAAGUAUGCCCAGAAGACGAUGAACCCUGAAUGGAACCAAACUGUCAUCUACAAGAACAUUCAUUUGGAGCAGUUAAAGAAAAAGACACUGGAGGUGACGGUGUGGGACUAUGACAAAACCUCCUCCAAUGACUUCCUUGGAGAGGUGUUGAUUGACUUAUCGAACACCACCCAGCUGGACAACACUCCUCGCUGGCUGCCCCUGAGGGAGCAGAGUGAGAGCAUUGAGCACAACAGAGCCCACCAUGCUGCUCAAGGCCCACCAGGGUCUGGGUCUGAUCAGGGACAUGGCCAAGGACACAUGUCAGGACCUGGGUUGGGGUCUGGGCAUGUUAUGGGACAGGUUCAAGGACUGGGAGAUGAGAUCCAUGAUUCACCUAAAAACUCUGUAAUCAAGAGCAGAAGUCAUGGAAUUUUUCCCGAUCCAGCUAAGGACAUGCAGAUGAUCCCUCUGGAGAAGUCACACAGCAGCCCGGGCAGCUCCAAGUCAUCCUCUGAUGGCCAACUGCGCUCCCACGGCCCAUCCCGAAGCCAAAGCAAGAGCAGCGUCACUCAGGCCCACCUUGAGGACGCUGGGAUAGCCAUCGCUGCUGCCGAGGCCGCCGUCCAUCAGUCCCGCCUGCAACCAAGACCAGGACACCGGCUGGGUGAUGUCUCAGGGUCAGUGGUGCUGUCUGCCCCGAGUCUCAUAGGAGACGCCUACGGGGACGGGGAAGAGGGAGCGGGCACUGGAGUUGACAGUGCCAUUUUCCAAGUGCCACGCAUUGGUAAGACUGUUCCCAACGGCACCGACAAAAACCAACUGGGAACCCCAGAAAAUGAAGCGACCCCUAGUGGCCGACGUCGCGCACUGCAGGUUGAGGGGCUGAUCCCUGAUGUCAUCUUUCCUUGUUAUGUAGCAGGUAAAACACAAGUAAUAGGGGAGAUCAAGGUCGCUCUCAAGAAGGAGGUGAAGCCAGAGGGAGACCAGCUGGUUUUGGAAAUCCUUCAAUGCAGAAACAUCACGUACAAGUUCAAAAGCCCCGAUCACCUACCAGACCUGUACGUGAAGCUGUAUGUGGUGAAUGUGGCCACUCAGAAGAGGAUCAUCAAGAAGAAGACCAGAGUUUGUCGACAUGACCGGGAGCCGUCUUUCAACGAGACCUUCAGGUUCCCCAUGAACCCAACCGGACACGCCAUUCAGCUUUUCCUGGUGUCCAACGGCGGGAAGUUCAUGAAGAAGACGCUGAUAGGAGAAGCCUACAUCUGGCUGGACAAGGCGGACAUGAGAAAGAGAGCGGUCAGCUGGCACAAGCUGUUCGUCAGCUCCGGUCUGACAAACCCCUGAGCACCACAGCAACAACAAGAAGAAGAUGACCAAAGGGGUAGCAGCUCAACGAAAGGUGAAGCCCAUGUCACAGGUCCAAUUUUGACCAAAAAAGUGUUGGAGAAGAGGAAAUAAAAAAAACAAACAAUUUGAUGUAAUUCCUCAGUGGAUACGUUAGAAGAAGGAGUGAAUAAUGUGCGAAUACCAUAAGAAUUGAAUCAGUCCAACACUGCCAGCACACGUCCACCUCUUCCCAUGUCAAGACGCUGCCAGUUGUGGGCUUUUGCUCGUAUAGGAUGCAAACGUGCAAGUGACACAUCAGGCACUGAACAGCAAUAUGGCUUUUUAGAGCAGUGAUGUCUUUACCCACCAUAGUUCCAACACCAUGGUCCACGUUAGACACUGUUGUUUCGGUGCUGUGCCACUGAGCUAACAUAUCUAUCAGAGAUUUAAAAGUUGAAUUUCACCUGAAUGAGCUUCGUGGUUUGUCCUGUGACACUCAUCGUUGUACUGCCCACAUGAUGCUCGUGACGUGAUGUAACGAUGGAGGAAUGCUUAGUGUUUGUAUGAUCGUCAGUUUUAUGAAAAAUCUGAAAAAAAAAAACGCAAAACAACAGAGCCUUUUACGUGGAACCGAGUCAAACAGCUGACCUUCGUUGUGGGAUGAAGAUAAGCAUGUACAGCACUUCAGAUGUAGAUACCACACAUGCCGAUUACAGAACAUAUCAGAGAAUCACAUUGUACAGUGUGAUGUUUAUGUAGUACACAAAGAUAUCGGAUUUAGAAUAUAUAAAAAUACGCUAUAAACAUAAAAUAUAGAACGUCAGAAGGUUAUAUAUGAUUAGAUAUACACUUAUGAUCUCUCUAUCUAUGAUCUAGAUUGAGGCUGUGGGUGGCGCACUGACAAUCCACUGGGCUACUUUAGUCGAGGGCGUAUGCAGUCUCGUGUCGACUGCCAUGUGAAUGUGGACCUAUGUGAGUAAAUGGCUCCUUUGGUCCUGUGAUCACACUGACGCACCACUCGAUCUUCAGCAGGACGGUCAAGGUCAACGUCCAUCGACAUGUUACCGUGCAGGGCAGUUUAGAAUCACAAUAACAAGGAAUCGCUCGUUGUGCUCUGAAGCCCAAAGCACAUUGUGUUGAAUGUUUCAAACCACCUGUUGAGGAUGACGAGGAUUUGUCACAUCAUCCGUUGUCAUGUGUGCGACGUUUUACUUUAAGGCUGUUGUUGUGCUCAGAGUAUGCUAAAUAUUUCUUUCUGUGUAGCUGUGAUUCACACACGUUGUGUCAAAACCAUGCGUCGAAACCUGCAACUGACGGAUUGACAGCUCUGCUUUUUUUCGUGCAUUAGUAAAAAUCCCUGGUCUGAGUCCCCCCCCCCCCCAUAAAAAAAAAUGUGUUCUUAUCAGUCAAAUGUCAAGGUUCCUCUGUGUGUCUGGCUGUGCUGUUAAACUCACUGUACUGUUUUGUGUCAGUGAACCAGCCUCUUUCACUGCCUGUGACCAAAACGCUUACUCAGGCCCUCUGGGGUUCAGUCAUAUCGAGUCGGGGGAGAAAACGUGGGGCCACGUCGCAGUGCUAAUGUUCGAGCAAGUGACCUGUGUAUUCAUUUUCAAAUGAUUUGCCACCAUAGCUGCAGAAGGAAAUCAAGUGAACCUUUGUCGGUGUAUUUAGGCAUAUCACAGGGCUUAUGCAAUUUUUUUUAGAAUUAAAUAUAAAAAAAAGAGGAAACAAUAAAUACACUUAGAACAGAAUGUCACUUGAAUCUCUCAGCCAAGGAAAACAGAAAGAGGAUUUAGUAAAGAAGGGAUCAGGGUGGAUUUUUCUGAUGAUUAUUUUGCUGUGCCAACCUUCAGAUUUCUUUUUCCAGACUCACUAGUUCUUUUGAUGUACUUCUAUGCAACAUAGAUGUGUUUGGAUGCAUUUCUGUUUUGGAAUUAAAUUAUUUACUUGUAAACAUUUUGUCUUAAAAUAUGUCUAUAGAAAAUGACUUUAAUUUAUACAUCAGUGAGAGAAAAUAUUGAAUACAAAGUAAAUGUAUAAUUUUUUUAACUGAUUUUAAUAUAUAUUGAUGUUAACCGCUGUUAAUAUCUAUCUUGUGCACUUUAUCAUUAAAUAUUGUUUAUUUUUCUUGUUUUGUUUUGAAGUUUCAUGACAUGCAAGAUUAUGUGUUUUGUGUUUCUGCACUGAAAUGAAAAGUAACGUGGAGUAUGUGGCGGCAGAGAAUAUUGUGGUGUCCAUUUUUUAUCCACGUGGCAAAAGAAACAUAGGCAAACAUGUCCGGGUUCCUAUACACGAUGCACAAACUGGGGAGAAGUCCCCACAUCACGCUUGUAGUCAGAACAGUCGAUGUACAAAGUACAGUAAAAAAAAAAGACAUAUUCCCUCAGUGCUCAGUCAUGACUGUUUAGCCCCUUGUGUUCCAUUAGACGUUCCUCAAGCUAAAAUGCUGUUUGUUUGUUCAGAUCAGAUGUUGCCUGUAAUUGUGAAUCCAUCCAUUUGCUGUUGUCCUGAGGGGUGUGAAUGUGACAUGUGUACAUAAAGUGUUUAUUUUCUACAAAGAUUGAAUGUUUAUAUUGUCCAAUGUUUGAGCAUGUGAGUGUCGGGAAAAAAAGAAAAUCACAAAAGACUUAAUAAUUGUACAGCAAUGCGUGUCCAUAGUUGUGUAAGGGGAGUUGACUGUGUAAUCAAAAAACAUGUGCUGUCAACCAAUGACUGUCUGUGCAACCACGUCCUGUUAACGGCUGAAACAACACAAAGCGGGAAAACAAAAAAAUAUCAACUCAACUUCAAUAGUUAUCUGAGACUUUCUGUUUUGGAUGUUGCAUGUUCUGUUGAUGGUUUGUCUGUAUAUUUUGCCCUAAAGAUUAUGUUUAAAAGAGACAGAAUAUGUAUAGAUUUACCUGUAUGCUGACUGUAAAGAAUUAUGCUCAGUUCAGUGUGAAAACAAAGAAUCUAAUGUUAUGGUUUUGUGGUUGUACACAGGAUGUGUUGAGAUAUUAUGCAAAAUGUGCUGUAAAAAAAUCAGC